GAAAAGAAAAAGUCGAUAUAAAACCCUAAAUAUCCAAAAACCCUUUUUUUUUAAUUUUCACAGAUAGCAGCAGCAGCAGUCUGUAGCACUAAUCAAUUUCCCCCAUUUUUAUCCCCCAAAUUCCACCUGGGUUUCUUCACUUCUUCUUCUUCUCCUGUUUACUUCAGAUAUACUUUCAAGAAACCCCCAAAAAUCUUGUCUUUUUCGCAGCUGUUUCUUUCACUGUCAAGAAAAAGAUGGACUCUCGUGGCCCAUCUGCACCACCACCCCACCACCACCAACACCACCAACAACCACCGCAUCUACACCAGCAUCAGCAUCACCACCAGCAUCAACAACACCACCAGCAUCAACAACACCAUCACCAGCAACAGCAACAGCAACACCAUCACCAGCAACAGCAACAGCAACAGCAACCACCAACUGGGUUGAUGAUGAUGCAUCAUCAACACCACCAAUCAAAUUCACCUUACUCAACUCCAAAUUCGAACGCUCCCCCACCUCAGAUGAUCGCUACUCCGAAUUCGUCUUCCUCUAUGCUGCAGAACAACCGUUUCCCGUUCAAUCAAGUUGUGACAACUACCCCUCCUCCUUCGAAGAACCCCAGUUCUAGUCUCGAACCACUCAAUUCGCCUUAUUCUGGUGAUGGGUCUUCUGGGUUGAGGCCAUCUGGGUUCGGCAUUGAUCCGAAUUCGUCUUCUUCGCAGAAGAAGAAGAGGGGUAGACCUAGGAAAUACUCCCCUGAUGGUGGGGGUAGUAACAUUGCUUUGGGGUUAGCUCCUACCCCAAUGUCUUCUUCUGUGAUGGGAAGUGGAAGUGGUGUUGCUGCUGGUGGCGGGCAGGCGGAUUCCGGUGGGACUGCUCCGUCCUCGGAUAAUCCGUCUAAGCGGCAUCGCGGCCGCCCCCCUGGUUCUAGCAAGAAGCAAUUGGAUGCAUUAGGUAACUGUGGGGUUGGUUUUACGCCGCACGUUAUCUUGGUGAACGCCGGGGAGGACAUUGCGUCAAAAAUUGUAGCCUUUUGUAAGCAAGGGCCGCGUACAGUUUGCGUUCUUUCUGCAAAUGGUUCCAUCUGCAACGUGAGCCUUAAACAACCUGCAAUGUCAGGAGGUGUUGUGAACUAUGAGGGACGAUAUGAGAUUAUUUCUUUAUCAGGCUCAUUCCUGUUCUCAGAGAAUACUAGUGGCCAAGUCCGAUCAGGUGGCUUGAGUGUAUCUCUGGCAGGCGGAGAUGGGCAAGUACUCGGCGGUGGUGUUGCUGGGAUGCUGAUGGCUGCCUCUAAUGUUCAGAUCAUCGUGGGUAGCUUCAUCGCAAAUGGCAAAAAGACAAAGUACAUGCCAUCAGUACCUCACUCAAAUAACGCGUUGAGCUUUCCCGCACCAGCACUACCAGCUGCUGAAAGUCCGCCCUCCCAGGAAGUCGACAGUGAUGGAUCAGAGGAUAAUGGUAGUAGCCAUAUUGAUCGGGCUAUGGGACCCUACGGCAAUUCCCAUCAUCCCGUGCAUAAUAUGCAAAUGUAUAACCAGAUGGGCUGGCCCAACCCGAAGAUGCUUCAAAACUAGAGAGAGCUGAUCGUGUUAUUUGGUGAUCAGAGGCUGAUUUUCAGAUUCUAACAGGCAGAGUCUAAAAAGCAUAUAUCAUAGAGUAGCUUUCUUCUCCUUAAUUACUUGCUUUUCCUCCGUCUUCAUUUACCUGUUAAUUAUACUUAGGUGGUUUUUAUGUCUUCCCCCCCCCCCCUCCCCCUCCUCCCGUCCCUGUCAGUGUAGUAGGUAAAUGACAUUAUCACCCCCGGUGUUAAAAGCUGAGUUUUGCACGCCAUUUUUAGCAUCGUUUGCACAUAGUCAUCAGUAUGAGGUCAAAUUUAUAUUUUCCCAUCUGAUGCAAUGGGUGCCUGACUUGAAAUGUAGAUUUCUUAAUUUUUUAAUUUUUUUUUAAGGAUUGAUUUCGUGUAACAUGGGUUUUGAGUUCGAAUUUGGAUUUGGAUUUGAAUUGGAGUGUUGAUGUUUUUGUGGGA
This is a messenger RNA of Spinacia oleracea (spinach), 2011 nucleotides long. Its product is annotated as AT-hook motif nuclear-localized protein 8. The record is from RefSeq and is a predicted model, not a curated record. Gene Ontology annotation, molecular function: minor groove of adenine-thymine-rich DNA binding. The transcript has 5 exons. Lineage: Eukaryota; Viridiplantae; Streptophyta; Magnoliopsida; Caryophyllales; Amaranthaceae. The coding region runs from base 237 to 1559 and encodes 440 amino acids.